Molecule: messenger RNA, 834 nt
Organism: Protopolystoma xenopodis
Lineage: Eukaryota; Metazoa; Platyhelminthes; Monogenea; Polystomatidea; Polystomatidae
Source: the annotation of a GenBank genome assembly
AUGUCGGGCGGAAUUUCUUGCUUGGAGCUUUCAAAAGAUGACGUCAGACUCAUGCUUGCUGCCGGUACUUUUUUAGGCACAUGCAACUGUAAUUUCCAGAUGGCAAAUUACGUAUUCGCGCGAAACAAAAAUGGAAACUACAUAAUUAAGUUGAAUAGGGUCUGGGAGAAAAUUAUUCUCGCAGCUCGGGCCAUUGCUGCUGUAGAAAACCCUGCAGAUGUUAUUGCCGUUGGUCUAAAGCCAAAUACGCAACGAGCAGUCCUUAAGUUUGCCCAAUAUACUGGCUGCACGGCCGUGGCAGGUCGUUUCACGCCAGGAGCUUUCACUAACCAAAUUCAAAGUGGAUUUAAACAGCCUCGACUUCUCGUCGUCAGUGACCCUCUAUCCGAUCACCAACCUAUCAUCGAUGCCAGCUGCGUCAACGUCCCUGUCAUUGCAUUUUGCAACACUGAUUCGCCCCUAAAGCUCGUUGACAUUGCAAUCCCAUGCAAUAACAUAGUGAGUUGGUGGAUGCUGGCCAGAGAAGUCAGGCGUAUCAAGGGUAAGGACUCAAGGUCUCAGCCAUGGGAUAUAAUGGUUGACCUCUUCAUCCACAGAGAAUCGAAUGAGGAGAAGGAUGUCGAGACCAAAACGCCAUAUGAGGAUACACGUACUCAGCAAACGACUGCUCCUGCUGAUACCGAAGGAGUAGAGAACUGGCCUCAUGAGUCCCUCAUGAUCGGAACAGGAGCAGCGGAGCUUGCCAACACCGGUAUGACAACUGGUGGCUACGGUAGGGUUCCUGGGGCAGUUGGUGGGGAUUGGGGUGAUUAUGAGGACAGUCGGCCGUGGUAA